AUGGAGGCGCUGGAGUCUUCUGGUUUCCGGGCCGAGUCACAAAGGCCCCGAGACAUCACCGAGGAAUACGACGAGUUCAGUGGUAGCCCCACCCUAGUCCUGUCGCUCAUCGCCACCGGGAGCGACGAACCUGAUGCAGUUAAUGUAGGCCCCGAUGAGGGCACAAGCUUUGUGGGCAACAUUCGACGAAUGUCGGAGCUGCCAGUCGUCACGCUGGACUUGGGUUCCGUCAGCGGAUUUGUGAAUUCGUCAGUCGCCAAGUCCGUCGGUACCGUCGGUGACGGAUGCUCAGACGACAUGACAAUGCCUUCGUCAGCCGCCAAGCCAGCCGCCGGGGUAGGAACAGUUAGCACAAUUCCAAAUACCCCAAUUCUCAGCAUGCACAUAGAUCCGCCACCGACAAUUCUAAUAAUGAGGUGGGGGGUAGCAACCACUCAUCGAGGGAACAUUCCGAAGAACGAUGAGACAGAAGACUUCUACGAGCCUCAAGCAUUGUCAAGGAUCCGUGGGCUGCUGGCCGUCGUGCCAGACCGGGGAGAUGAGGAUGGUUCAACAUCCCCCGAUGGGAAUGCGGGCGGCGAUGAUGAUGAUACGGGGUGGAGUGGAGGUGCUAUCCAGGGUCGGUGA
Messenger RNA from Penicillium hordei, 627 nucleotides. RefSeq lists its product as uncharacterized. NCBI's taxonomy places the organism in Eukaryota, Fungi, Ascomycota, Eurotiomycetes, Eurotiales, Aspergillaceae. The transcript has 3 exons. Bases 1 to 627 code for a protein of 208 amino acids. The record is from RefSeq and is a predicted model, not a curated record.